Morone saxatilis (striped sea-bass) is the source of this 3392-nucleotide messenger RNA. It is a transcript of the gene srrm1, whose product is annotated as serine/arginine repetitive matrix 1. The record is from RefSeq and is a predicted model, not a curated record. Gene Ontology annotation, molecular function: RNA binding. Gene Ontology annotation, cellular component: spliceosomal complex. Gene Ontology annotation, biological process: mRNA processing; regulation of mRNA splicing, via spliceosome. Lineage: Eukaryota; Metazoa; Chordata; Actinopteri; Moronidae.
ACAGUAGAUGUAGGACUUGUUGCUGCCUGUAGGGGCGCACCUGUCUUCCGGUUAGCCUCUUAAAAUUUCACCGGAGCCACACACGUCUUUCUGAACAGCGCCCGCUAAUAUCAAUUUUCUCCGAUAAUGGACGCGGGAUUCUUCCGCGGCACAAGUGCGGAGCAAGACAACCGUUUCAGCAACAAGCAGAAGAAACUGCUGAAGCAGCUGAAAUUUGCAGAAUGUCUGGACAAGAAGGUGGACAUGACCAAAGUGAACCUGGAAGUCAUCAAACCUUGGAUUACUCAGCGAGUGACAGAGAUUCUGGGGUUCGAGGAUGACGUCGUCAUAGAGUUCAUUUUUAACCAGCUUGAGGAGAAGCACCCGGAUAGCAAGAUGAUGCAGAUCAACCUGACGGGCUUCCUGAAUGGGAAGAAUGCCCGGGAGUUCAUGAAGGAUCUAUGGCCCCUGCUGCUGAGUGCCCAGGAGAACAUUGCUGGCAUCCCCUCUGCUUUUCUGGAACAGAAGAAAGAGGAAAUUAAACAGAGACAGAUUGAACAGGAGAAGCUUGCUUCUCUGAAGAAGAUUGAUGAAGAUAAGAAGGAAAAGGACAAGGACAUCAGAGAGAGGGCUCAGUCCAAAAGCCCAAGGAGGCGGAAGACAAGGUCACCGUCACCACGACGAAGGUCGCCAGUGAAGCGGGAAAGGAAACGUAGUGCUUCGCGCUCCCCGAGACGCAAACCCAGCCCAGCUGGUGGCAGUUCACCCCCUCCACCCCUGAUGCAGUUGCCCGCAAAACCUUUGGAGCUGCUUGUGGAGCCAGAAAUUUCAGGAAGAGCCAUGCCAGAAGCAGUCAUCCCAGAAGCACCGUCCGCCUGUGACACAGUUGUGGAGGUGGUGAAAGCAGACUCUGUGACUGAAGUCAAAGAACCUUCACCAGAGAAGACUCAAAAGAAAGAGGACAGGCCCAGGUCCCGGGAAAGGGAGAAGGACAGCAGGAGGGAAAGACCUCACCACCGCUCUCGUUCUCAUUCCCGCUCUCGCAGGCGACGUUCCCGUUCGAGAUCUUACUCCCCUCGGAGAAGACAAAGUCCCAGAAGGAGGAUGUCUCCUCGGAGGAGGAGCCCCCCCAGACGUGGGCCCACCGGCCCCAGACACAGACAUAGACGCUCCCCUGUCCGCAGGAGGCGCUCUCGCUCUGCUUCGUCCUCUGGCAGCAGCUCCUCUGGCUCUCGCUCACCUAAAAAAGCAAUGAAAAGAAUAUCCAGCACACCACCCCGAAAACCAGUCCAUCAUCCUGACACCUCCAUUAGCCCUUCUGGGAAGGACAAACGAUCACCAUCUCCACGGGCCAGAAGGGGCAGAGGCUCUCCAUCACCAACGAGAUCAUCCGAGGAGGAUAAAAAUGAGAAAGGGGCAACAGCAGAUUCGGUGCAGCAGCGGCGUCAGUAUCGCAGGCAGAAUCGACAGUCGUCUUCAGAUACAGGGUCUUCCUCCUCAGAAGACGAAGGGCCCAAGAGGCUGGCAGCAGGGCCAGGUGCCAGAAACGGGGAAGUCAGGAGGAGACGUAGCCGUACUCCAUCUCCACGGAGGCGACACAGGGAUGUCUCUCCAAGAAAAAGACGUUCUCCAUCUCCUGCACGUAGACGUCGCUCCCCUUCUCCCCCACGACGUCGCAGAUCUCCCUCUCCUCCUAGACGAAGGUCUCCUUCCCCACUUCCCCGUCGUCGUUCUCCAUCCCCCAGACGAUAUUCUCCCCCUAUCCAGCGGCGCUACAGCCCUUCACCUUUGCCACCACAGAAGAGGAGGAUGUCUAGCUCUCCCGCAAAACGCUCUUCUCCAACAGCCAAGCGACGCCCCUCCAGGUCCCCCAAGCGCAGAAGCUCUCCUGUUCCAAGGAGACGCACACCUCCAUCCUCCUCAUCUCCACCCAGACACAGGAGGAGCCCAAUGUUGCCUUCUGUCAGGCCAAGCAGGGAUACGCGGUCCCCCGGUGCAGCAGCCAACCGCCUCUCCCCGUCCCCUGCAAACCGCAGUCGCACUGUUAGGGGGUCCACAAGUCCUCAAGGACGGUUUGAAACCUCCGGUUCAUCUCCAUCUAACCAACGGAGACAGCAGUCCCCUUCACACAGUGGCAAACCCAUCCGCAGAGUGUCCCGCACCCCAGAGCCACGCAACAACCAGAGACCAUCUCCGAGUCCUCAGCCUAUGAGAAGAGCAUCCUCCAGAUCCAGAUCUGUUUCCCCUCAACCAGCAGCUCAGAAACGUCCAGCCCCUGCAUCUGCCUCUCCCUCACCAUCUCGCUCAGUUAGCGGGUCUCCACCACCAGCCAAAAAGGCCAGCAGUGGUUCCGGCAGUCAAUCCCCCAGCAAGAAUUCCGAUGUUGACGGCAGUGGAAAGAAAAAGAAGAAGAAGAAGGAAAAGAAACACAAGAAAGAGAAGAAACACAAGAAGCACAAGAAGCACAAGAAGGAGAAGAGUGGGGGCACUGCUACUGGAGAUGGACAAGAGAACCAGGGCGUGGAGGAGGAUGGAGAGUCAAGAAAGGAAUCAGACAGUGAAGUAGAGGACAGCUUGGAUGACUUGGAGAAGCACCUAAGAGAAAAGGCCCUGCGCUCCAUGAGGAAGGCCCAGAUGUCUCCCUCACAGAUGUCCUGAAAACAAGAGCCUUUCUCACUUUUGAAUUUUCCACUCACUCUUGAUGUUUGUCAUCAACCUGGUUCAGCUUUAGAAUGUACAAAUUGUUAAAUCUUGAGUCUUUUUUUUGUUUUCUUUUCUUUUUACUGGUUUGGUACAUUCUGAAGAGUGUGUUUCAUUAAGAGCUUGAUUUGUCAGUUAGUGUAUUAUCUAAACUGUAAAGAAGCUUGUGUUGUCCAUAAUUUUAAAUUGUUGAGCAGGGGAACAGUUUAAGGGGUUUCAGAGGUUUAAGUUGGGCAGGUUUCAAAUAUAUUCCACAGCCUACAGUAGAUUCGUUUGAGAAAUGAUUGCAUGUGCAGUGAUUGUCUCUAAUGUGCAUGAACCACUGACCUUAUGGAGUGUAGAGAUAAACCAACAUACAGUAACAUCCUGUUACUAUUGCCUUUUUAUUAGUGGAAACGGUUGCACAGCUGUGUGAACUGUUGGAGGCUGUAACAGAAUGUCUUGUCCCAUAUUGUAACUGAAUAGAGGUAUUUGGCAUUGUUUAACCUGCUGUUUUCUGACUUUAAAUUGGUCUUGUUUCAAGACUAAAACAAUAUGAUGUGAUACAGUUUGCUUUAAUUUUUCCAAAUGAAUUGAUAUGCAAUUUUAUGUUGACACCCUUGCACCAAGCUAAUUUCUGUGAGACUGCAAUAUGAUUUGUAUUUAGUACCCCUGGCUCUUGUCAUAUUGUCAUCCUUUCAGAAUUAAAACCUUUUUAUAGGAUGUGUGCUUUC